Molecule: messenger RNA, 2843 nt
Organism: Oreochromis aureus
Lineage: Eukaryota; Metazoa; Chordata; Actinopteri; Cichliformes; Cichlidae
Gene: tasp1
Product: taspase, threonine aspartase, 1
Exons: 14
Coding region: 230-1507 (425 amino acids)
Biological process (GO): protein maturation
Molecular function (GO): threonine-type endopeptidase activity
Source: RefSeq, a predicted model, not a curated record
CUGAACCAGGAAGUACUUGUGUAUCCUUUAGCUAACUAGCUACCCGUGGAUAGCACAGAGUGAAACUGUGUGACAGUAAAGUUUGUCUCAGUUUAAUUCAUGCUACGCUUUUGCCUGUAAGACAUAUGCCAGGUGAACGUCGUGGUUAGCAGACAGUCGUGUCGCUUACAGGAAAGAAGGGGACGUUGUAUGCGAUGAAAAUGAUUUUCUUACCACUGUGUGAUAGGCAAUGAUAGGCUUGACAAAUUAUGCGGGGGUUAUGGAAAGUCUAAUGAAUUCUGCUGAAGAGAAGCAGCCCUCCUCUCCACUGACCAACUCAUGGGCCAAAAAACAGGAAUCAAGCAAGAGUCAAAAGCCAAAUGGUGUUGGUGGCUUUGUUUUAGUGCAUGCAGGUGCAGGAUACCAUUCAGAAUCUAAGGCCAAGGAGUACAAGCAUGUGUGCAAAAGAGCCUGCCAGCGAGCUGUCGACCAGCUCAAAGCUGGGGCACUUGCCGUGGAGGCAGUGGCUGCAGCACUAGUUGAACUUGAGGACUCUCCUUUUACAAAUGCUGGCAUGGGCUCCAACCUUAAUUUGUCCGGGGAAAUUGAGUGUGAUGCAAGUAUCAUGGAUGGAAAGUCUCUGCAUUUUGGCGCUGUAGGAGCUCUUAGUGGUAUAAAGAACCCAGUAAUGGUUGCAAACCGUCUGCUGAGUGAAGCACAGAAAGGGAAACUUUCAGCUGGCAGAAUACCACCCUGCUUUUUAGUGGGGCGGGGAGCACAUGAUUGGGCUGUUAGCCAUGGAAUACCGCCAUGCCCUUCAGAUAAAAUGGCCACCAAGUUCAGUUUAUCUGCAUACAAGAGGAACAAGCGAAAGAUGGAGCUGGCAGAGAAAAUGGACACAGGACAUAAUCAGACAAAGAAAAGACGACAAUCAAGUGAAAAUGAAAAUGGCUCAGGGUGCCUCGACACAGUUGGAGCUGUUGUUGUGGACCUGGAGGGGAAUGUAGCUGCAGCAGUGUCCAGUGGAGGUUUGGCUAUGAAACAUCCCGGCAGGGUUGGCCAGGCUGCUCACUAUGGAUGUGGCUGCUGGGCUGAAAAUGCCUGUAAUAUGAACUCUUACUCUACAGCAGUGAGUACCUCAGGCUGCGGGGAGCAUCUGAUUCGCACCAUGCUGGCACGGGAAUGCUCUGCUGCCAUGCAGUCUGAAGAUGCCCACCAAGCCCUGCUGGAGGCUAUGCAAAACAAGUUCAUCAGUUCACCCUUUCUGGCCAGUGAAGAUCGUGUUUUGGGGGGAGUAAUUGUCUUGCGAUGUUGCAGAUGUGUGGAGGCUCAGCCGUCUCAAAAUUUUCAGGGUAUACUGGUGGAGUUCCUGUGGAGUCACACCACAGAGAGCAUGUGUGUUGGCUACAUGUCUGCCCAAGAUAGCAAAGCAAAGACACACAUAUCCAGAUUGCCACCUGGGACAGUUCCUGGACAGUCUUUGGCCAUCGAGGGAGGGGUGUGUCGGCUGAUGGGUGUAGUGGAGUGAGGCGUGUUUUCCUUCCUUCUGGGCUUCUUCAGCAAUACUCCAAUAUAAACUCUUCCAUCCACCCUCAAAUACACACACACACACACACACACACACACACACACCACCCUCAACUCCCCACGGCCUUUGUGAUGCCAGAAGUAAUAAGCUUUUGCUGUUUAAACAGGUGUCCAGGAAGGAGGGAGGAGUGUUAGCUUCUACUUAGUGCACUUACAGGACUUCCCUUUGCCACUGUCUGCCUCCAGCAUGUACUCUAUGCCAACUUAUCCCCGAGCUCUCCAGUGUCACCUGGACUAGACUUGAUGCACCAUUGCCUUGAUGCGCCGUUUUAUGUUCUUUUGUCUUUGUUACUGUUUUUCAACUAAAAGUGGCUUCUUUCCUUUUGUAUAUAAGCUAUAAUUUUGUUUUUUUGUUGGCAAAACAGGGUGGAUAUUCAUAUUAUUUUAUAUUACUGAACAGAUGUGACUAUUUUCAAACUUUUAGGAAUUUCAAAUGCAAGAACUUGUUGCGUUUUUAAAAUACUUUUCAAUGUUAAAAAGAUGUCAGAUUGCACCGUGUGGGAUGCCUGCGACUCGAGGUUAUCAGGAAUGAAGAAUUAAAGCUGCAAGGGUUGGACGGUGACACAAAGCCUACUUAGUUUUCCACGUACAACUUCCACACAUACUCGUACACACAUGCUCUUAUUAAUCCUCCGGCGUAUUGUUUAAUGUAGCAUCAUGUGCAUCUUUGAUGAACUUUCUAACCGUUUCAGCCAUAGACUUUGCUUGGCUUUAUUUUUGUUUUUUAAAUGUGAAUACUUAGAUACUGCAUGUGCAAAAUCCACAAUAAGCCACUUUCUUUUCUCUGAUGUGCAGAAAUGCUCAAGAAGCAGGAAGCUAUGCACUUCCAGAGUGAUGCUUAUAUAUACAUAUAUAUCUAUAUAUAGUGCUCAGGCAGCAACAUUUGACCCAAGCGCCAAACAUGACUGUUAGUCAUCAUAUAGAAAUCACAGUUUAUAUUUGUACAGUCCCAGUGACAGAGACGUGUAUUUUCUUGCUAAAACAAAGUACAGUUAAAAACUAAUGUAUGCAUCAAGCCCAUGAAAUGGUGCUGUCGAGAAUUGUACUUGAAAAGAAUAAUUGUCUGAAUUGAAACUUUUGUUGGGAUAUUUGGUUUCUCUGGUUUUGCUUUUUUUUUUCUUUGCUCAGACUUUCACUCCCAGCAAAACCACGGUAUAGCUUGUUUAUUGUUUACUUGAAAAAUGCAACUAAUAUAAAAUGGUAUAAGCUAUGUAAAUCAUACGUGCACCGCUUUCUAAAGUGCUCAGAAGGUAAAAUAAAAUGUAUGUUGCUACGUA